AUGACCUCAUACUUGAUGGUCAUGCGUGCGUUGCCGGUGGCAGUGCUGAGGCUGCUGCUGCUGCUGCUGCUGAGAGAAGCUGGUGAACAUGACUAUGAUGCCUCUUACAGGCUCAGCACCCACUACGACUUUAUCAUUGUGGGAGGAGGGUCAGCGGGGUGCGUGCUGGCAUCAAGACUGUCAGAGAUAGCAGGGUGGAAAAUACUUCUACUGGAGGCGGGAGAUACUCCUCCUCCAGAGAGCUACGUCCCAGGAUAUCACCAGAUGGUGCUACUGAGCAAUGCAGACUGGAACUACUACACCACUCCACAAAAGAACUCCUUCCUGGGUUACGUCGAUCAUCGUAGCCCAUAUCCACGAGGUCGGGUCAUCGGCGGGACUUCAGUCCUAAACUCUAUGUUCUACGUGCGAGGGAACAGGAGGGACUACGACAACUGGGAGGCCUUGGGUAACCCUGGCUGGGGAUACAAGGACGUUCUUCCUUACUUCAAGAAGUUAGAAGACUACAGGGGCAGGGUCACCAAGAAGACAGCAUCUCUUCAUGGGUAUGGCGGACCGUUGACGGUGGAGAAUAAACGAUGGAAAACCAAACUGCUGGGAGGUUUCUUAAAGGCUGGGAAACAGUUGGGGUACGAUAUAAUAGACCCCAGCAGCCCUGACCAGUUAGGAUUCUUUGAGGUAGAACUGACAACGAGAAACGGCAUACGAUGGUCCACCGCUGAGGCCUACAUCAAACCUUCAGUCUUCAGACCCAACCUAGACGUUGUGCUCAACGCACAAGUCACUCAGAUAUUGUUUGACGACGACAAGAGAGCUGUUGGGGUUCGCUUCUUACACCAGAAACAGCUGAAGUCAGUGUACGCCAUUAAGGAGGUGGUGUUGUCUGCUGGUGCCAUCGGUUCACCCCAGUUACUGAUGUUGUCAGGUGUUGGACCUGCUGAUCACCUUCACCAACACGGUAUUCCAGUAGUGGCGAACGUUCCAGGAGUGGGCAAAAACCUAAACGAUCACCCAUUCGUUACCGGACUCUCCUGGACUGUGAAGAACGGAUCUACUUUCCAAGUAUUAGACACUACCAGCCCUGAACUCCUGCGGCAGUUCAUCCAUCACAGAGAAGGAGCGCUGACACUGGCGGUGUCCAGUGAAGCCUACGCUUGGCCGGUGACAGGGUCUGGAGACCCUCUCUGGCCGGAGUUACAAAUAGCCUUUACUCCUCUUACUCUCGGUAGUGAUUUCGGACUGGUAACCCCAUACAUUCUCGGCUUCAAGAAAGAUCUUUACCAACAAUACUUCCACGGUCUAGGAGGUCGGGAGGGGUUCUCCAUAGGUCCUUUUGUGACCAGACCCAAGAGCAGAGGCUCCGUCACCCUCAACUCUGCCAACCCCCUGGACGCACCACUCAUCGAUACUAACUACUUCGAUCAUCCGGAAGACAUUGCAGCCAUGAUCAGAGGGUUAAAGUUCUCCCUUAAACUUGCAUCGAUGCCAGCAUUAAAGGAGGACUUCGAUGCUGUGUUCCACGACCGUGUACUACCAGGGUGCGAGCACGAGGUUCUCUACUCGGACAAGUACUGGGAGUGCUACAGUAAAGUCCUCGCUGGUACCUUGUACCAUCCCUGCGGCACCUGCAAGAUGGGCCCAGACUCUGAUACCUACAGCGUUCUUGACGAACAACUCAGGGUGCGUCACGUGGCUGGCCUGCGUGUUAUAGACGCCUCCAUCAUGCCAGUGGUCACCACAGGCAACAUCAACGCACCAACUAUCAUGAUAGCAGAGAAGGCCUCAGACAUGAUCAAACUAUAUUGGGACGCUCCCAUCACAUUCUGA
This is a messenger RNA of Cherax quadricarinatus, 1827 nucleotides long. RefSeq lists its product as uncharacterized. The record is from RefSeq and is a predicted model, not a curated record. NCBI's taxonomy places the organism in Eukaryota, Metazoa, Arthropoda, Malacostraca, Decapoda, Parastacidae. Gene Ontology annotation, molecular function: flavin adenine dinucleotide binding; oxidoreductase activity, acting on CH-OH group of donors.